This is a messenger RNA of Populus trichocarpa (black cottonwood), 540 nucleotides long. RefSeq names its product protein LATE FLOWERING. Gene Ontology annotation, molecular function: DNA-binding transcription factor activity. The transcript has a single exon. The record is from RefSeq and is a predicted model, not a curated record. Lineage: Eukaryota; Viridiplantae; Streptophyta; Magnoliopsida; Malpighiales; Salicaceae. Bases 1 to 540 code for a protein of 179 amino acids.
AUGGAACCCGAAGAAGAGGUCUGUCCAAUCAACGCAGGAGAAGACACAACAGCACGAGUGUUUCCUUGUUUAUUCUGUUCAAGAAAGUUUUACAGUUCUCAAGCCUUAGGAGGCCACCAAAAUGCUCACAAGAAGGAGAGAAAUGCAGCAAGGAAGGCAAAAAGAGCAUCUGAAAUAUUCCCACCACCAACAUUCCCAAUUAUGUUUGCUCCUAGUCAUCAUUUAGGGCUCUUGCACCCUUCAUUGUACAGAACUGCUCAUGCAGCCACCCUCCCGUGUCCUCCUACUCACCAGUUUUCCGAUCGUUUUGGAUCCAAUAAUGCAGCCAGGUUUGAUAAUGUGCUGUUUUAUGGGAGCAGUAGGUAUCGUCAAUAUGAUCAAGAAGAUGAGCAGAGUUUCUUGAAUUGGCAAAGAAGCGUAAGAUUCAAUGGAUUCAACGAAGGUGGGUCCAACCAAUAUCUUUCAAGGGUGAACGGCAAUCCCAACAUGGGGAUCAGGAAUGAUAAAGAUCAGAAACUUGAUUUGACUCUUCAUUUAUGA